AUGUCGGAGAUUAACGCUAUUAAUCACGAAAAGAUCACGGAGCAUUUGCCUCUUGACACCUCUCAGGAAUUCGAUGACAGCUUUACUGGAAUGAAUAUUACUCAGAUUCUUUCUUCUGCUUUCGGAACUGAGGAAGAAAACAAUGAUUUAAUCGAUGCAUCAUCUCCAAGUCUACCUCUCGCUGGUGACUCGCUUGAUAUAAAUGAACGUAAUAGCGACUCAGGCAUAACUCAUUCAAUACAUCACAACUAUGGAGGAGCUACUUGCAGUUUAAGUACGGAUUUGCUUAAAAAAUCGGCUAAUUUUGUUCCUACUGCGCCUCAAUAUAUUGGUUUUAAGACUGCGAAGAAUGUUAAUAUAGCCUCCCCAAGCACUACUGCUCUUUUGAAUGCUCGGAAAUACAUAUGCGAUCCCUAUUGCAGUGUGAAUUCUCAAGUUCCAGAGCUUGAUAACUCGAUGGCCCCGGGGUGCACUAUUUCCUCUUCUGAGUCUUUUCUGCCUAAUUAUUUGGGUCAGGAGAUCACCUCUCGGCCAAGUAUUUCUUCAAAGGUGUGUGACCCUCAAUCUAUUACAAAUGCUUGUGAGUGUCCCGUACCUCUUGCGCCGAGUGGAAUCAGUCACUCUUGCGGCAAAAAUGCCUCUUCUAUCCUCAAAGAAUCAGCUUUAUUCUUCGCUUCCUCAGAAUCGAUUGAUAUUAAAGUCGCACAAGCGGUUGAUUUCGACUUUUCUCGUAGUAAAACAAUCUUAAACUCUGCUUCAAAAAGGACUAAAAAUGAUAAUCUAUCGUUGUCAUUCUCUGCUGCCGGCAAUUUAUCUGAAGAGAAGACUGUGCCUCCCCGUUCUUUCGGGUUCAGAAUGAUGCAUGAUGUUGCUAGAACAUCUACGCUAGAAGAUACAUGUUUAAAUACCGGAAAGCUUUCCCCCAAUGCUUCUACAUUUGACAAAACCCCCACUUUUAGACCGGAAAGUAAUUCUUUCUCCAACGCAAUAAAUAUUCAUCUUACGGGUUUUAAAUCUGCUCGAGGGGAUGAUCUCGUCCCAGUAACAGAACUUGCUCUGACAAAGGCUAGGAACAUUUUGUCUGAUAUCUAUCUCAGCAAAACAUCUCGUGCUGAUACUUUUAUCAAGCCUGCCUUUUCAGAGAAGCAUGAAAAUGUUGAGCCAGCCUCAAAGUGCAUUUCUUUUGAGGCGUGUCAGGCUCCUGAAGAAAAGCGCAUUAUUGUACCUGUAUCCCAAUACUCAGAAAAUAGCAAAUCUGAUGGUCUCACUGAAGCUGGUGGAUGCGAUGCUUUACAUCUAUCUAAUAAAGUUCCAUCUGACAAUUACCUUAGUAACACCAGUGGCUUAUCUCGCAAUUUUUAUCCCAAUAAAAUGUAUAGAACCGGUCCAGAUGGACAGUAUUUUGACGAGCGAAUUUCUAUGUCUUCCGUUUCCAAUUUGGAGGUAGAUGCAGUUAACUCGUUUAAUGACGCAUUCGGUGAAUCUCCACUCUUGUAUCCUUCGUGUGAUCCGACUUGUCAUGAUAAAUGUGAGAGUCAUCUGGAUACCUUUGUCUCAAGGUCAAAUAAGAAAUUUGUUUCAUGCGCUUCGAGUCAGUUUUUUCAAUCCUCUCGCGGUUUGUCUUCUAUACUUGCCAAACGUGAAGAAUCUUUUGAAUCUCACUCUAUCCAAAGUGAUCAAAAGCUCAUCAGUCAUGAGCAAGGCUGUGCUAACGAGUUAGCCCACUCC
Molecule: messenger RNA, 1728 nt
Organism: Protopolystoma xenopodis
Lineage: Eukaryota; Metazoa; Platyhelminthes; Monogenea; Polystomatidea; Polystomatidae
Source: the annotation of a GenBank genome assembly